This is a messenger RNA of Budorcas taxicolor (takin), 948 nucleotides long. It is a transcript of the gene SPEM1, whose product is annotated as spermatid maturation 1. NCBI's taxonomy places the organism in Eukaryota, Metazoa, Chordata, Mammalia, Artiodactyla, Bovidae. Gene Ontology annotation, biological process: flagellated sperm motility; sperm individualization. The record is from RefSeq and is a predicted model, not a curated record. Gene Ontology annotation, cellular component: cytoplasm. The transcript is spliced from 3 exons. Bases 1 to 948 code for a protein of 315 amino acids.
AUGGCUAUGGCUGAGCAGCCACGGCCCAGGUGGGCCUCAUAUCACAACCCUAACACCAACAGCUGCCGGGACCUGGGCAACUCCAUCCUGCUGCUGCUGGGCCUUAUUAUUUGCAUUAACAUUGGCAUCAACAUGGUGACACUGCUCUGGCGCAGACUCCGUGGCUUCUUACACCAAGUGUUCCGUGUUAUUUGUGAGAAAGAAGCUUCUAAGUUACGCUCACCUGGGAAGCAGACCCAGCCCUCAAAGCAUAGCUCUCCAGCAGUCCACCUACGAUGCACCAUGGACCCCGUGAAGAUGACGGUGACCCCCCCACCCACUCGCCGCCGUCGCCAUCAAGGGUCUUCUUCGUGCCGUGCCCGCCGCCCAGUGGCCUGGGCCCCUGACACUGACGACGAUGACGACGAGAAGACCCCGCAUCAGCACACAGCGGCCUGCUCCCACAACUGGGACUACCUUGAGGAUUGGGAGGGUUUACAGACUGCCCAGAGGUUCUGGACUCCCUGGGCCCAGGACGCCUUGGAGCCUCCUACCCAGACCAUCCGCUUCCAGCAGACUAUAGAGGGAAGGCCCCUCAAGAGAGAGAUGCAGUCUGAUCUGGGCCUAGAGGCCUAUGUGUACCCUGUGAACCCCCCACUCCCCAGCACUCAGAUCCUGAGCCACAAGAACAGUGGAGCGGGGGCAGGGGCAGGGGCAGGGGCCCAGGCAGAACAGGAACAGGGUGCACCAGCUGAGCCGCCCAUCCUGGGCCCAGCCAAUGUCCCGGACAUCCCCCGGCGCCGCUCCUCAGGGCGCGUCGCCUACGAUGCCAGGGACGUGAGGCGGCGGCUGCGGGAGCUGACCAGGGAGGUGGAGGCCCUGUCGCACUGUUACCCUCUGGCCUCCGGAUCCAGCACAGCUGAGGGGACGAGAAAGGACUGGGUAUACCGUUCCCUGACAGAGAGGUGA